Molecule: messenger RNA, 2757 nt
Organism: Hippocampus comes (tiger tail seahorse)
Lineage: Eukaryota; Metazoa; Chordata; Actinopteri; Syngnathiformes; Syngnathidae
Product: bone morphogenetic protein 10-like
Exons: 2
Coding region: 482-1762 (426 amino acids)
Biological process (GO): BMP signaling pathway
Cellular component (GO): extracellular region
Molecular function (GO): growth factor activity; cytokine activity
Source: RefSeq, a predicted model, not a curated record
AACCCGAUAACAUGAGAAGCUGUCCCAGAAGGGGUUAAAAAUAUGAACUAAAACCUCAGAGGUUUCAAAAAAGUAAAUGCUCAAGUUAAGAGAAGAUACCCGAAAAAUCUGCUUAAGUACAGUUUUUCCCUUACACUUUGUAGUAUUUAGGAUUGGAGAGGUUUGCCGGAAUGCGCAUUCAACGUCAUUGUAAGGAGGGUCAAAACGAGAAGGUAAGAGGUGGUAGGCGAGAGUUCCGCGCAGGGGGGUGGGUUGGGGUGUUUUAGAGGAGGGCCCGAGCAGGACCCUGAUGACAUCUCCAAACAUGUCAGCAGCACACAUUGGACAACACAGCCCUGCCCUCAGAAGCAAAGCACGCCAUCGACAAGGGCAAAGCUGUUUUGUCUUGGCCUCCACGACCAACCCAUUGUACGUCGACCCCCCGGUUGAGUCCUUCCACUCACAUCUUGUCAUCCGCUACUUUUUGGGAUAACCUUACACCAUGACCCUCCAGUCCGUGAUCCGCUUCUCGAGUGUCUUUCUCGUCACGCUGACCGCCUUGAUCUCGAGCAGUCCCGUCAGUCCACCCGAGAGUCGUCCCCGGAGGCCCUCUGUGGUUCGGCACGCGCGUGACAAUACGCUGCAUGACGCGCAAGACUUUCUCAGCCACUUUCUGUCUACGCUGAACCUGACGGGGGAGAUGCAACUGGAGCAGAGGCCCCUGGCUUCACCGAAGGACCCACCAGAGUACAUGCUGGAACUCUUUGAGCAAUUUGCCAAUCACCGGACGACCGUCGGGCCUUCCGCCAACAUUGUCCGCAGUUUCAAUAACGAAGAUUCUUCCCCUUUCGGAGUGACCGCCAGGGGAGUAAGGACACACCCCUUGCUCUUCAACAUCUCAGUGCCCCACCACGAGUACAUCACCAGAGCCGAGCUUCGCCUUUUCACCCUCGUCCACGGAGCCCAAAGACCCUUUGCCGGCCUUGAGUGCAAGGUGACCAUUUACAAAGUGCACAAUGGCGUAGUUUGGAUCAAGGAGGUCGGGAACGAGGUGAGAAGGCGGGAUCAAGAGGAGUCUAAAGACCUGGAGGAGCUAGUGACAAAGCACAUCCACGCCAAAGAUAAAAGCUGGGUUUCCUUGGACCUGACUCAUGCGGUUGCGCUCUGGCGGAAGUACGGCGGAGUGACGCACAAGCUGGAGGUCCACGUCGCCAUCUUAGGUCCCGAGGAGGAGGUCACGUGGGGCGAAGGUGAGGUUUUUGUAGACAUCGAGCGAAACGUGGAGGGGAACCACAACGCGGUGAUGAUCGUUUUCUCCGACGAGCCCAACAAACGCGAUAAUGCGCGUGAGAAGGACCGUCCCGAAAACACGGAGCAGAUUCUGUUCCGGCCGUUUGUUAGCCACAACGGGGAUGAGCGCAAGCUUAUCUACGAAACCCCUGCUCGGGUCCGCCGCGACGUCAAGGGCAAAACCUGCAGGAGAACUCCGCUCUUUGUGGAUUUUAAAGACAUUGGCUGGAACGCGUGGGUCCUCCGGCCGGAGGGCUAUGAGGCCUACAUGUGCAACGGAGUGUGCGCCCCGCCCAUGACCUCGGAGGUCUUGCCCACCAAACAUGCCAUCGUGCAAUCACUGCUCAGUGUUAAGAGUCCGGAGAGGGCAUCGCGUGCCUGCUGUGUACCCACUAAGCUGGAGCCCAUUUCGCUCCUUUAUUUCGAUAACGGGGUGGUCACCUUCAACCACAAGUACGAGGGCAUGGUAGUAGCAGAGUGUGGCUGUAGAUAGUGACGCACACACAUAGCGACACGCUCACACAGAGGUAGAGACUGUGCACCGAUGGAUUCUAGCCUGUGCUUGUUGUAUCCACACAUCGUCACACUUUAACAAUGACACUACGUGGUGUAAAAAUAUUGUAUAAAUGCAAAUCUCCAGUCAUUAUACUACUAUUUAAAGUUAUGUCAAUGUUGUGAUGUGCAGUAUGUCGCUUUGUUUGUUGUAUGCCAUGACCAUAAUGUUGUUUAGACCAGUGAUUCCCGAGUGCCGUGAGAGAUUAUUCGGUAACUGUCCAAUAUUAUAUCCGUGAUCAUAACAUUUUUUUCAUCAAUGGCCGGCGUCAGGCCAACAUUUGUCAAGAUUUGGUUGAUUACAAUUUUUUUUUUCCCAAAUUGAAGCGGAAGGUACAGAAUUCCAUGUGUAUCAACAUUUUGGGACAUAUUUUUAUGUGCCUCGUCCACAAGCCUUAGUACACUUCAUUAGGUAUGCCUAAUGAACAAUCAUAAUGACAAGAAUGGCACCGACCCCCCACCCCCGCAACACGUGAGAUUCCAAGAAACCGAGGUUGGCCAUAAUUCCGAAAGUAUGUUCGAUUCAAUUGCUUUUGGACUAUUUUACAGAUGGAACUGGGGCCUUAGUCAAGCACGAGGGAAGUAUGAACAGUUCCAAUUUGUGGUCACAGUGUGAGCACAAAACCUUUCGCGCCUCUGCUAGAGAGGAAAAAAAAAAUGUCAGGAAAAAGCCUACUAGAACAUUUGGAAUUUGCUUGCAGCCCAUCAGAGGCACUUUAAAUGGUGGCAGGUGUGAGUUUGAAUGUAAUUGGUUAAUUCUGAACGAAGCCACAUCCCCGGUUGCAACUAUAAAACAUUUUUUCACUUUUGAUAGCUUUCAACCACAAUGUCAUGAGGUCAAAAUGGCAUUGUAAUUGUCCUUCAUCUGUUGAUUUCCAUUUUCAUACCUGUGCAAUUAUAUGUCUGGAAAAAUAAACACAUACUGUGAAUAGAUUU